AGACAGGAUCAGGAGGAGUGCUGAGAUGUUGGAAAAGAAGAAGUGGAAAUUAAGCCGCGUUUCUUCCAACAUUACAUUUUCAGAUCUUUCAGUAACAGUUCCAGCCGGAAAUGAGAAUUGCAGGUUAUUGCAUCCUUGUUGCGCUUCGGUUGGCCCAGAUGGCAGUAUCUCCAGUCUACUCUGUCCGCACGUUCGUGAGCUUCGGCCGUUCCCUCACUCUUCCCUGCGAUGGAGACCCCAGCAGGGAUGUGGAUUGGUUGUUUAAGCAGGAUGAGCUUCCUCGUUGGCUUUUUGUGGCCCAACUCCACACCGGAGCCUUUUCCUCUGGAAACGGCUUCCAGGGACGGGUGGAAUCCUUCCACCUAACAGAGCCAGGAAACUACAGCCUCACCCUCAGUCCUGUGGUAUACAGUGACCUCGGCAUUUACAAGUGCCAGUACAAGGAUGAGACUGAGAUCCUUCUUUCAGAUGUGAAACUAGAAAUUAGAGUCCCAUCAAAUGUUUCCAUAGCGAUGGGAAUGUCCGCCAGUCUUCCUUGCUUUGGGAAAAUUAAUAUGCAAGCACAUGCUGGUGAUCUGGAUAUCCUCUGGAAGAGAGGUGGAGAGAAAGUUUACCAGAUCCAUAAGAACACCAUCACAUAUGGUCCCAGGUUCGAGAACAGAGCUUCAGUUUCCCCAGAACAAGCCCUCUAUGGAAACAUGUCUUUAACCAUCGGACAGACACGGUUUUCAGAUGAAGGCGACUACCAGUGCUUCUACAACAGUCCGAAAGAGAUGGGGAAUCCAGAUUCUGCCAGUCUCGUUGUGACAGGCCACCCUCCCCAGACCCUCACAGUGAAGGCCGGUGGUUUGCUCUCCAUACCGCUCUAUACCGCAGACCCAGUGAGGGUAACAUUCAGUGCCCUUGGUUCAGAUGAAGUGAUGAUGCUCGAUGCAAAUAAAGGCCCAGCCAGGUACGGGAAGCGUUGUGCUCAGAGAUGUGAGCUUCUGGCCCAGAACUACACCCUUUUGCUGAGGAGUGUGACACUGGAGGAUGCCGGAGUCUACAAGGUGACCGAUCCUGAGACCAAGAAGACCAUCAGCUCAGUCUCUCUGCAUGUCUCAGCCUCUGCGGGACUCUCUGCCGGAGCAGUGGCUGGGAUAGUGGUGGGAGCGAUGGUGUUGCUGCUGGUUCUGGCUGGCAGUGCCUUUGCAGUCUGGAAGUUCUUCAUGAAGACAGGAAACUUUCGAAAUGUAGUUCAUUUCCGUACAGCCAGAACAGAAGAUCACUAAGGUUCCAACAGCAGAGCAGCAUGCAUUCUGUUUCCUGACAGCCAUGAACCCCCUCUCUGUGUACUGUAGGGCAGUUAUAAGUUGUUUCACUGCAGUCCUCUCUCUGAGGGCUCAAAUGCUUUAUUUCUGCAUAAGCUCCCAAAUGAGUCUGUGUCUGUCACUUUCAAUAUUCCAACACUAUUUUCCACUUCCCUUCAGGAUCGCCAGACCCCUCAUGCCAGAUACCCAUAAUUCUAAGACACUGAGGGGGAUUAACAACCUCCUUGCAUGUAGAGGAGGCAUAGUAAGGACUGUUCAUUCGCUGUUAACCACACUAACGGUGUGAACCCCCAUGGUGUGAUAGCUUUGUGCUGUGCCAACUCGACGCCUAGAUAAUUGCUGUGUAUCCCUAUAGAGCACCACUGGCGACUAGCGGGCACCGUCAGUAUUUCAAGGCCGCUCCAUUCACACCAGCGAAUGGAGGAAAGUCUAAUUGAAUAAUUAGCAAAUACAAUUACAA
Molecule: messenger RNA, 1770 nt
Organism: Anguilla rostrata (American eel)
Lineage: Eukaryota; Metazoa; Chordata; Actinopteri; Anguilliformes; Anguillidae
Product: carcinoembryonic antigen-related cell adhesion molecule 1-like
Exons: 5
Coding region: 111-1271 (386 amino acids)
Biological process (GO): T cell costimulation; cellular response to lipopolysaccharide; immune response
Cellular component (GO): external side of plasma membrane
Source: RefSeq, a predicted model, not a curated record